Molecule: messenger RNA, 1690 nt
Organism: Ailuropoda melanoleuca (giant panda)
Lineage: Eukaryota; Metazoa; Chordata; Mammalia; Carnivora; Ursidae
Product: EF-hand calcium-binding domain-containing protein 3-like
Exons: 9
Coding region: 224-1168 (314 amino acids)
Molecular function (GO): calcium ion binding
Source: RefSeq, a predicted model, not a curated record
AGGCUGGCCCACAGCCUCACGCCCAGGGGCGUGCUGGGAUGUGCAGGUGGGCCCACUCCUCUCACAGCUGGGUAGGGGUGGGGAAAUGGAAUGAGGGGCUGGCUAGGGGAUGGGGUGGGCUGUGAUGUCUCAACCUCAGUGACCUCAUAAAGGCUGCUGGAAACAAGGUUCCCGUGGACUGAGGCCCAGUGCCGAGGCCAGGGCUGGAGGAGGCCUGGGGACGAUGGAGGGCAGCCAAAGGCAGAAGACCAAGAGAUCCCCAUCGUCGGCACAGGGAACGUCCAGGCCUCCACCGCAGCCUCGAAGACUGUUCAGACAGGACCCAGGAGGGGAGCAGCGCCGCGGGGUGCAGAAAGGGAGGCCUCAGCAGCCCACUGCCCUGCUGACCCAGAGGCAGCCAGCAUCCGCCAAGGCCACAGGGGCUGAGCAGAGCUCCCAGAGGCCCGGGGAGUUCAGACGCCUUGCAGCUACCAGCUCAGCACAGUCAGGCUCCGGGUCUCAGAGCUCUUCGGAUGAGAACCUGCUGCCCCUGACAGCCCGGCAGCUGGCGGCGUUCCAGGAGAUCUUCAAACUGUUCAGCUCCAGCCCAACAGGCACCGUGGACAUGCACAGCAUGAAAGCCACCCUGCACCACGUGGGCAUCCAGCUGAGCCCACAGGAGAUGUGCAAGGCUCUGCAGCGGGCCGAGUUGGACGGCCAGGCGAGGAACAGCCGGUUCUGUGAUCCCCAGGGCCUGCAAACCUUGUUCUUAGAGAUGCUGUUCAAGCUGAUGAGCCAGGGCUUCUUGCCUCACAAGGUGGUGCAGGAAGUGAUGAGCUACUACACCAAGAAGCAGCGGGCUCUGCGGGUGAACCCUGGCUGGAAGGGCCGCUCCCGCGGCGGCACCAUGCACACUCACGCGGGCCUCACCUUCUUCUGCCAGGCCGCGCGCCUUGGCGGCCUCUCCAGCGCAGAGCUGGAGCGCUCACUGCACAGACUGCACAAAGCAGGUGCGCACAGCCCCUACUCUCAGAUACCUAACUUGGCCGGGCGGACACCCCAGAAGACCGGACGCGGCACCGAGCCCCGUGCCCCGACGUCCGACUUCCCAAGUCCUGCCAGUCCAGCAGCCACAAGCUCACGCUCACCCAGAGGUCUCGCAGCCAGGGGUUCGUGGGCCAGCCACUAGACUAUCUGCGCCCCUUGAAGAUGACUCCCUCCCCCCCCAACUCUAGUGCAGAAGCGGCCCUUCUCCCCUUCUCCAGCCUUUUUGCAGAAACCUGCUAUGAAAAAGUAAAGCGUUUGCGGAGCAAAACCGGCUGCGUGUGGUGGGGCAGGCACUGAGCGGAGGCCGAUCUUCUGCAAACAUCUUUAUUACUCUUGUAUAAAAAUAUGGUCCGUGGAGGGUUCCCGGAGCUGGAGGUGGAGCGCGAGGUUGCACUUUAUAAGUUACAGGCCAGGCUCCGGCUGAGGCUAAGUAUGGCUAUUAGGGGGAGAGGAGUGCUGCGAGCAGCAUCUGGGGGAGGGGCCGGUGAUGCUGCCCCCCCCAUGCCCCCGCACCCGACCACUUGAGAUGGGACCAUCGCGGAGUACAGCGGCAGAGGGGGCUGCCCGGCCCAGCCGAGCUGAGGACCACCUUCCUUGGGCCCCGGCUUGCCACCCCCCCGAUUCCCCACUGAGUCCAUCUGCAGAAACAGCGGUUACAGCGAGA